AUGCCGCCAUCAACACUGCCAGUGCCAGCGAAGCGUGCUCUUCCCCCAAAAGAGUCUACACUGUUCCGCGAACUCCUCACGCUCUACGAGACUCGCCAGCUCAAGAAGGCUUUGAAAACAGCAGACCAAAUCCUAAAGAAAUACCCUGAGCAUGGCGAGACACUGUGCAUGAAGGGCCUCGUUCAGACGCACCUGGGCAAGCGCGACGAGGGACUCGAAGCGGUGAAGAAAGGCGUUCGGCUGGACCUGACCUCACAUAUAGUCUGGCAUGUAUUCGGUCUCAUACAAAAGGGGGAGAAGAACUACGAGGAGGCCCUGAAGUCCUAUACACAGGCCCUCCGAUUUGACAAGGAAAACAUGAACAUCCUCCGCGAUGCAGCGCACCUACAGACCCAAUUACGCCAUUUCGACGCCUUGAUAGACACACGGCACCUCCUGCUCAAACUACGUCCUAAUAUGCGACAGAAUUGGAUUUCGCUCGCCGUUGCAUACACCUUAAACCGUAAUUUCUCUGAGGCUAAAAAGGUUCUGGAAAUGUACGAGCAGUCUCUGAAGAAUAUACCGGACUACGAUUUUGAGCACUCCGAAUUACUGCUAUUUCAUGUUCGUGUGUUGGAGGAGCUGGGAGAGUGGUCGGAGGCACUUUCAAUACUGGACCCGAACGCAAAAGAUAGAACGAUUGUAGACCGAGUGGCGAUCAUGGAAACUAGAGCUCGUUUGCUGUCCAAGUUGGGCUCCCAAGACGCCGCAGAACAGGCAUGGCGCGACCUUAUUCAGCACAAUCCGGACAACUAUGACCAUUACCGAGGACUAUUGCUCAAUAAGGGCGUCGAUCUCACAUCGAACCGUACCGAGGCACUGCAAAUACUUCAGGAUAUAUCGGACUUGAUUCCCCUCGCGGAUACGCCUAAACGUCUAGCACUAACAGCUUCUGAAGGGGACGAGUUCCGGACACUGGCCCGGGCUUACAUCCUCCGCGGUCUCAAAAAGGGUGUUCCAUCCCUCUUUGCCGACAUCAAAUCGCUCUACCGAGAUACACAAAAACAAACCAUUAUCGAAGAGCUUGUGGAAGGUUUCCGGGAAACGCAAGAGAAGGGCGAUUCUCUAAACGGCGAGCCGUUGCCGGACCCAUCGUCUUCCGCCACAGCUCCUGCGGACCCAGAGGAACCCACGACAUAUCUCUGGACGCUCUACUUCCUCGCGCAACAUCAUUCUUCCCUUGGCAGCCACUCUCGCGCACUCGAUCUUCUCGACCUCGCGCUUGAACACACGCCGACGCUGCCGGAAUUGCACCUCUUCAAAGGCCGCGUCCUGAAGCGGCUCGGCGACCCGUAUGGAGCUACAGCGUGGGUCGACAGUGCGCGACUGCUGGAUGGCCAGGACCGGUUUUUGAACACAAAGAGUGCGAAGUACCGGCUGAGAGCCGGCCUUAUAGAGGAGGCGAACAAUAUGUUGGGGAUGUUCACUAAGAAAGAUGCACCAAGUCCUGGUGCCGAUCUGGAGGACAUGCAGUCGUUAUUGUAUCUCAUCGAGGAAGGAGACGCGCAUCGACGAAGCGGAAAGCUCCAUCUCGCGCUCAAGAAAUACCACGCGGUUCAAAAGGUGUUCGACGAGAUCGAGGAUGACCAAUUCGAUUUUCAUGGAUAUUCUCUGCGCAAAUUCACGCUCAACAUCUAUCUGAACUUGUUGUCAUGGGAAGAUAAGGUCCACGCCCACCCUGGUUAUGUCUCUUCUGCAAUCUCAGCUUCCCGGAUCUAUGUCAGAGUAUAUGAUGACCCGACCGUUGCGAAGAACUGUGUCGCAACAGAUACCCUAAACGCGAAAAAGAAGGCAAAAGCCAAAGCCAAAAAAGCCGCACAAAAAAUCCAGGAAACACAGAAAGCUGCCACAUCUGCGACCGAGGAUAAAGGUCUUGAAAUCGGAUCUGCGAAGGACGAUGACCCCGAUGGCAUAAGAUUGUUGACGGAUCGGGAACCGCUCGAACGCGCGUGGAAACUCCUGAACCCAUUGACCACUGCAGCGAAGGAUAAUAUCGACGUUUGGAUCCAAGUCUACGACGUUGCUGUCCGUCGAGGGAAGUACCUGCAAGCUGUACGGGCACUCAAUACGGCGAAGGCGCUCGAUGCUGAGAAUCCUCAGCUUCACGUCCGGUUAAUUCAUUUCCAAAAGACCCAUUCCUCGCUUUCGACGCCAUUGCCGGACCCAGUCGGAGCUUUAGUGUCCGAGGCAUUGUCUUCCCUCCUUCCCACCGAAGUAUCCUCAGAGGCCUUCAACUCGAACUACCUUCAAUUACACCCAGCUAACCCACAUGCGAUCCUUGCUUCCGCUGAGGUCCUCCGCAUACUUGACAACCCCCUUGAAGAUGUUGAGAAUACCGUUUUCGGUGCGCUGAAUCCUGACGUCGACCUGAAGGUCAAGAGCGCUCUCGACAUCCUGGCGUUCCUUCGAGAGCUGCAUUCGCCUCGAGUGGAGGAGUUCAUGCUCGCCUGUGAUGCGAAAUUCGAGCUGUCGACUGUGUUCAAAUCGCCCGCCGAGCAGGAAGCUCUCGCGAAGAAGUGCAGCGCUGACGCAAACAACGAAGUGGCCACUGACGCAGAGAAAGAGGUAGCCAGUUGAAGGAUCUUCGUUUUACGCUUGUAGGCCAUAUAUAGAUAAAUAAUCUCUGCUGCCAAGUAUCGUCAUCGAAACGAUUUCU
Heterobasidion irregulare TC 32-1 is the source of this 2695-nucleotide messenger RNA. RefSeq lists its product as uncharacterized. The coding region runs from base 1 to 2616 and encodes 871 amino acids. Gene Ontology annotation, cellular component: cytoplasm; NatA complex. Gene Ontology annotation, molecular function: protein-N-terminal amino-acid acetyltransferase activity; protein binding. NCBI's taxonomy places the organism in Eukaryota, Fungi, Basidiomycota, Agaricomycetes, Russulales, Bondarzewiaceae. The record is from RefSeq and is a predicted model, not a curated record. The transcript is spliced from 16 exons. Gene Ontology annotation, biological process: N-terminal peptidyl-methionine acetylation.